Mizuhopecten yessoensis (Yesso scallop) is the source of this 4595-nucleotide messenger RNA. RefSeq names its product splicing factor 3B subunit 3. The record is from RefSeq and is a predicted model, not a curated record. Bases 63 to 3713 code for a protein of 1216 amino acids. The transcript has 28 exons. Lineage: Eukaryota; Metazoa; Mollusca; Bivalvia; Pectinida; Pectinidae. Gene Ontology annotation, biological process: mRNA splicing, via spliceosome. Gene Ontology annotation, molecular function: U2 snRNA binding; protein binding. Gene Ontology annotation, cellular component: nucleus; U2 snRNP.
GGAUUAUUUUGGAAGUCACUUCCUGUUUCACCAUACUUGCAAUGGAUUACCGGUAAAACAAGAUGUAUUUGUACAACUUAACCCUGCAGAGAUCCACUGGGAUCUCUUCAGCGAUCCAUGGCAACUUCUCGGGCUCGAAGCUGCAGGAGGUGGUCGUGUCGCGGGGCAAGAUGCUGGAGCUCUUGCGUCAUGACCCCAACACUGGCAAGAUCUAUCCAAUCCUAUCUGUAGAGGUGUUUGGUAUGAUACGAUCACUGAUGCCCUUCAGACUCACAGGAGGAAACAAAGAUUAUAUUGUCGUUGGAUCCGACUCUGGCAGAAUUGUCAUUUUGGAGUACAUACCUCAAAAGAAUAUGUUUGAAAAGGUUCACCAGGAGACAUUUGGAAAGAGUGGUUGUCGUAGAAUUGUGCCUGGACAGUACAUGGCUGUAGACCCCAAAGGCAGGGCUGUUAUGAUAGGCGCUGUAGAGAAACAGAAGCUUGUGUACAUUUUGAACAGAGAUGCCCAGGCACGUCUCACAAUCUCCUCUCCUCUAGAGGCACACAAGGCCAACACACUAGUCUACCACAUGGUCGGGGUGGAUGUCGGCUUUGAAAACCCCACAUUUGCCUGUCUUGAAAUUGAUUAUGAGGAUGCUGACACCGACCCUACAGGAGAGGCAGGACAACAGACACAGCAGUGGCUUACAUAUUAUGAACUUGAUCUUGGACUCAAUCAUGUCGUCCGCAAAUACUCUGAACAUUUGGAAGAGCAUGCUAACUUCUUAGUGUCCGUGCCUGGUGGUAGUGAUGGUCCAAGUGGUGUACUCAUCUGCUCGGAGAACUACAUCACCUACAAAAACUUAGGUGACCAGCCAGAUAUCAGGUGCCCCAUUCCUCGUAGGAGGAAUGAUUUGGAUGAUCCAGAGAGAGGCAUGAUUUUUGUCUGCAGUGCAACUCACAAAACAAAAUCCAUGUUUUUCUUCCUGGCACAAACAGAACAGGGAGAUAUUUUCAAAAUAACACUGGAGGUUGAUGAUGAAAUGGUGGUGGAGAUUCACAUGAAGUAUUUUGACACUGUGCCAAUAUCUGCCAGUAUGUGCGUUCUCAAGUCAGGCUUCCUGUUUGUUGCCUCCGAGUUUGGAAACCACCACCUGUAUCAGAUUGCUCAGCUGGGGGACGAUGACGAGGAACCCCGUUUCAGUAGUAACCAGCCAUUAGAGGAGGGAGAGACCUUCUUUUUCUCCCCAAGGCCACUCAAAAAUCUUGUCAUGGUAGACGAAAUGGACAGUCUGUCUCCGAUCACUUCAUGUCAGAUUGCUGAUUUGGCCAAUGAAGAUACACCCCAGCUGUACACACUAUGUGGGCGUGGUUCACGCUCUACCCUUAGAGUUUUACGGCAUGGACUUGAGGUAUCUGAGAUGGCUGUGUCCGAGUUGCCCGGUAACCCAAAUGCUGUGUGGACAGUCAAGAAAAAUAUAGAGGACGAGUUUGAUGCUUACAUCAUCGUGUCCUUCGUGAACGCCACACUGGUCCUGUCUAUUGGGGAGACAGUUGAGGAAGUGACUGACUCUGGCUUCCUGGGAACCACUCCCACCAUUUCCUGUUCACAGCUUGGAGACGACGCCUUGGUACAGAUAUAUCCGGAUGGUAUCCGUCAUAUCCGUUCAGAUAAGCGUGUCAACGAAUGGAAGACUCCAGGCAAGAAAAACAUCGUCAAAUGUGCUGUGAAUCAGAGACAGGUGGUCAUUGCUCUUACUGGUGGAGAGUUGGUCUACUUUGAAAUGGACCCAACUGGCCAGCUCAAUGAGUAUACGGAGAGAAAGGACAUGUCCUCAGAUGUUGUGUGUAUGGCUUUAGGUCGUGUACCAGUUGGAGAACAGCGCUGCCGAUUUUUGGCUGUGGGACUGGCUGACAACACUGUGCGAGUUGUAUCUUUAGACCCAACAGACUGCCUGUCCCCACUCAGCAUGCAGGCCAUGCCAGAGCCCCCAGAGUCACUUUGUAUAGUAGAGAUGGGAGGUACCGAGGCUAAGGAGGAAACAGGAGAAACUGGCUCAGUUGGGGGUCUCUUCCUCAACAUCGGUUUACAGAACGGUGUGUUACUGCGGACUGUGUUGGACACAGUGACUGGUGAUCUGUCGGACACUAGGACCAGAUACCUUGGUCUGCGACCAGUCAAACUCUUCAGAAUAAGCAUGCAAGGCUCAGAGGCUGUACUGGCUAUGUCAAGUAGAUCAUGGCUCAGCUACACAUACCAGAACCGAUUCCAUCUGACGCCGCUCUCCUACGAGACACUGGAAUAUGCCUCUGGAUUUGCCUCAGAACAGUGUCCAGAGGGCAUUGUUGCCAUUUCCACAAACACACUCAGGAUUUUAGCCCUGGAGAAGCUGGGAGCCGUGUUCAAUCAAGUGUCUUAUCCCCUACAGUACACACCACGCAAGUUUGUCAUUCAUCCUGAGUCCAGCAACCUUGUAAUUAUAGAGACGGACCACAACGCCUACACAGAAGCCACCAAGAUGGAGAGGAAGCAGCAGAUGGCUGAGGAGAUGGUUGAGUCUGUAAAUGAGGAACAGCGAGAGAUGGCAGCAGAAAUGGCAGCAGCCUUCCUCAAUGAGGAACUGCCAGAGACUAUAUUUGGCUCGCCCAAGGCAGGGUCAGGCAUGUGGGCGUCGCUCAUAAGAGUCAUCAAUCCAAUCACAGGGCAGACACUGGACAAGGUCCAGCUGGAACAGAACGAGGCUGCUCACAGCAUUGCCCUGGUGAAAUUUGCGAGUCGAGGAGAUGAUAUUUUUGUGUUGGUGGGUGUGGUUAAAGACUUGGUCCUAAAUCCCCGCUCUUUGGGUGGUGGCUAUGUGUACACUUAUCAACUAAGAGAUGGUGAGAAACUGGAAUUCCUCCACAAAACAUCCAUGGAGGACAUGCCUGGGGCUAUCGCCUCUUUCCAAGGCAGGGCACUCAUUGGUGUUGGAAAAUACCUGCGUAUCUAUGACAUCGGCAAGAAAAAAUUACUCAGGAAAUGUGAAAACAAGCAUGUGCCAAACUUUAUUGUUAGUAUUCACACGCUUGGUAACCGUGUAGUGGUAGCCGAUGUGCAAGAGAGCUUCCACUUUGUGCGAUACAAGCGCCAGGAAAACCAGUUAAUUGUAUUCGCUGAUGACACCAAUCCUCGAUGGAUUACAGCAUCUUGCAUGCUGGACUACAACACAGUCAGCGGGGCAGACAAAUUUGGCAACAUUACAAUUAUCCGGCUGCCGACUGAUAUCAGUGAUGAGGUGGAUGAGGAUCCUACUGGAAAUAAAGCCUUGUGGGACAGAGGAGUGCUCAAUGGGGCAUCACAAAAGACAGAAAUAGUGUCCAACUUUCACAUUGGUGAGGUGGUAACGUCCCUACAAAAGGCAACCCUCAUCCCUGGAGGUUCAGAGUCUCUGGUCUACACCACAUUGUCUGGUGGCAUCGGCAUGCUGGUACCCUUCACAUCACAUGAGGACCAUGACUUUUUCCAACAUUUAGAGAUGUACAUGAGAUCUGAACACCCUCCACUGUGUGGCCGUGACCACUUGUCCUUCCGCUCCUACUAUUUCCCAGUGAAGAAUGUGAUAGAUGGUGAUGUGUGCGAGAUGUUCAACUCCAUAGAUAUCUCAAAGCAAAAGGCCUUGUCAGAGGAGCUUGACCGAACACCAAGUGAGGUUUCAAAGAAAUUAGAAGACAUCAGAACCAGAUAUGCCUUCUAAGAGAACGACUGACGCAGACAUUAAUUUAUAAAGUGUUUAACUUGCUGUGGAUACAGUGUCCUACAUACCCAUUGUGUGGAAAAUGAGAGAUCAGCGUUCUGAUAUAGGUGCUACCUGUACAGAUCCAACGUUGGUUUCAGGCAUCCUGUAUCAUUACCACUAGGCCUGUAUUUAAGGACAUUGCCAGGUGAAAACAGACAUGGAGUAUAAUGGUGUGACUAGACAAAUAUUUCACUGUUAAGAAAUGAAAAUAUCUUGUCCAUAACAUUCAAAGGAAGGAAAAUCUUCCGUACAAAAACGAUUCAAAUCUAAUGGAUUUACAAAUAUAUAUUAAUGUAUUGCGUAAAUCUGUGUGCAUUAACUAUAAAGGGGCAAUGGUGCAGACUGUUGCAGUGUUGUGGACUUGACUUUGGUAAUGUGCCAUGGUAACGCCAUAGUAAACAACAUUUACUGGACUUACGUCACUGCCUGUACUUUUUGUGGUAAUAUAAUGUUCCCACAAACGAGAACAAAUGUGGCGUUUGUUACUUGGAACUUCAAGUGUUAUUCCUCAUUCAACACAUUUUAAAGUGAUAUACUGUACAAGGUGGGGAAAAUGUACAUAGAUUUCAUUGACAUUUGCAGAAGAGAGACAUUUUUUUGGCGAUUAGAGACUUCAUUUUCAUAAUCCAUCAACAGCAUUUGAGUUGUUGUGUGAUGAGCGGUGAGAGGCAUAAGUGAGACAGUUUGUGUAUGGAAGAUGUGCUUGUAUGUGUACAGAUAUUUUGACCUGUUGAACAAUUUCAUUUAUAUUCAUAGAAUCAUUCAUGUGCUUUACAAAGAGAUUCAGAAUUUUUUGUUGUGGAUACUGUUCUACAAAUCAUCAAUAAAAUUGAAAGGAAA